Encephalitozoon cuniculi GB-M1 is the source of this 663-nucleotide messenger RNA. RefSeq names its product mRNA-binding translational activator GIS2. The coding region runs from base 1 to 663 and encodes 220 amino acids. The transcript has a single exon. NCBI's taxonomy places the organism in Eukaryota, Fungi, Microsporidia, Unikaryonidae. The record is from RefSeq and is marked provisional. Gene Ontology annotation, molecular function: nucleic acid binding; zinc ion binding.
AUGAAGAGGGCGCAUUCCCUGCUUGACUAUGCCAAGGAAGUUGACGGAAUCAAGACUGUUGAGUUGCUGGACCUGGACAUUCACCUGUUCGACCCGCAGGUGUCUCUGGAGAGCAUUGAUGCAAACACCCUGUACAAUGUGUUGAGUUUAAUCUACCACUUCGAGGACACCAUGGUUGAGGAUGGAGCCCGUGUUCCAAGUAAUCUGGUGGAUAGAAAGCAGAGGUACUUCUGCGAUGCAGCUGCAUGCUUCCGGUGUGGAGAGACGGGGCAUGGAAUCAGAGAAUGUCCCAAAGCACCAGGAAAGGAUGUAUGCGAACUGUGCAGCUGGGAUGGCCAUAGGAGCCUUUGCUGCCCUUACAGGCUUUGUCCAAGAUGUGGGAGAUGUGGGCAUUCUCCAGAUGACUGUCUAGAGCCCGAAAGUCUGGACAGAUCGAAGAUGUGCGAGGCUUGUCCGACAGGGUUCCAUAGUACCGAAGACUGUCCGAGGACAUGGAAAAGAUACAAGCUCAACAGAAACACGUCGAAGCGCACCAUAUACAAGGCGUGCCCAAUAUGUCUAUCCAGGAAACACUUUAUUGGCGACUGCUCUGAGAACAAGCCGCCAUCCUCUAUAUUCACCUCUUCAUAUGUCGAACUUGCAAAGUUUUACAAUAAACAAUGA